AUGGAGGCUAAAAAAGCAAGAAAACCUAGAAAACCAAAUUUCUCCACAGCUGAAUGCAAUUUAAUAUUGCAAUUAGCCGAGGAAAAUAUAGAGACUAUAAGAGAAAAGUUCUCAAACACAUUAACUAACCAAAAAAAAAAAGCAGUUUGGCGGUCUAUUUGUAAUAAAGUGAACGCACUAGGCGUCGCUUUGCGCUCGGAGACUGAUGUUCGCGAGAAAUGGCGAGCAAUGUGUGGAGUGGCUCAGAAAGAAAUGGGAAAAGAAAGGCAAUCGAUAGAAAAAACGGGAGGAGGAAGACCGGCUGCACCGCCCACUUCAACAAGCCAAAGGAUAAUUGAGAUUUUUGGUGAUGAGCCUGGAUUUUCGGGUAUCCAAGGUGGUAUCGAGUCAGGAACCAGUUUUACCCCUGAGCCAGAAAGUUUCACAGUUGAUAGUUUUGAUAGUGUUGGUGAAGAGGCAAUACUUCAAGGUGAGACAGUAGAAGUUGAGGUGGAAGUCACUAGUCUUUCUAGUGAAAGUACCACUCCCAAGUCCUCAGAUCAUCCUGCUUUUGGGGGGCCGAGGAAAAAGAGAAAGAUAACUAACCAAGAUGUGCAAUCAAUGCAUAUUGAUGUGCUCCAGUUGGAGAAAAGAAAGAUAGAGUUAGAGGUGGAAAACCUAGAGUUAACAAAAAUAAAGCUACAACUGGAGAUAGAGGAACUCAAAGCAAGGGUUACUAAUUUGCAUUAAUUUCUUACAUUGCUCUCACAUCAGGUCAUUCAACCACCUCAAAG
Dendronephthya gigantea is the source of this 773-nucleotide messenger RNA. Its product is annotated as t-SNARE domain-containing protein 1-like. The transcript is spliced from 2 exons. Gene Ontology annotation, cellular component: nucleus. The record is from RefSeq and is a predicted model, not a curated record. The coding region runs from base 1 to 729 and encodes 242 amino acids. Lineage: Eukaryota; Metazoa; Cnidaria; Anthozoa; Malacalcyonacea; Nephtheidae.